Molecule: messenger RNA, 2637 nt
Organism: Danio aesculapii
Lineage: Eukaryota; Metazoa; Chordata; Actinopteri; Cypriniformes; Danionidae
Product: zinc finger protein 260-like
Exons: 3
Coding region: 656-2485 (609 amino acids)
Biological process (GO): regulation of transcription by RNA polymerase II
Molecular function (GO): DNA-binding transcription factor activity, RNA polymerase II-specific; RNA polymerase II cis-regulatory region sequence-specific DNA binding
Source: RefSeq, a predicted model, not a curated record
CAAACCCCAAAACUCCCCCAGUUUUUGCUCUGCAGAAGGAUUUUAAGAAGACUAUUGGAGGCGCUGUGUUGCUGUUCUGUGGAGCUGUAAAACCACCGAGGAAAUCAAGAAAACGGAGCCCUCGAGCACACGGCGAUUGCUUUAUUAUUUUAACAUUGUGUGUUGGUGUGUUUUAGCUGUAUACGUGUUUUGGAAACCUUAUUGUCCUCGUGGUAUUUCGUUGCUAUUUGAUAACAAUCAUAGUAAUUGUGUUUUGCUUUUACUACAGUACGUUUCAUCCGUAAUUAUGGUGUGUAGUAUACAAUAUAAGACACUAAGCAUGCUCAAGGCUGGCUCACAACAACAUACUAACAAAAACACACUGUGUUUCAUUUGUUUUCAAAUCUACAACACAUAUAGUGUUUAAUGUUUUACUAUCCCUGCUGAAAAAACAGCUUUAACCAGCCUAGGCUUGGUUUAAAACCAGCUUGCUUUUAUUUGGCUGUUGUCCAUUUUCAGCCUGGUUUUGGCUGGUCGUUUCCCAGCCUGACCAGCUAAGACCAGGCUGGAAAUGGUCAAAACCCCUCUAAAACCAGGCUGGUCGACCAACUUAGGCUGGUUUAAGCUGUUUUUUUUUCAGCAGGGAUAUUGCCCAUGAUGUGGUGUUUGUGUCCAGAUGUUGAGCAUGGAAGUGCAGAUGGACGUGAGCUGCUGUAAAUCAGUAGGAACUGAUCUGUCCAUGCUGGAUAUUGAGGAUUUCAUUAGUCAAAUCUGUCAGCUGAAGAAAGAGGUGGCGUCGCUGGAGGCCAAGCUGAGAGAAAGAGGAGAGAAACUCCAGCCAGAGCGUCAGGAUUCACUGUGCGGCGUCAGAGCUCAGAGAUCCAGAGACACGCAGAACUCAGAGCUCAGCCUGACUUUACUCUGUUAUACUGACGCUCAGGAUCAUCAGAGCUCUGAGCCAAACGCUGGAGAACAGCAGACCACCCUGAAGAUGUGCUCUGUAGGAGAGGAGGACUGCAGGAACCUGAUCCAGAGCACAGAAAACACCACAGAAGAUGAAGAUCAGAGAGAGCAGGAGGAGGAUGAUGGUGAUAAUAAUGAUGAUGAAGAUAGAAAAGAUGAUGAGCAAACACCAAUGAUGUGCUAUGAUGAACUGGAGAAAUACCUUAACCUGAUCCAGAUCAAAGAAGAAGAAAAUACUGCAGACGAAAAACCUGAUGAUGAUGAUGAAGAUCGUAACAAGGAUGUGGAUGAUGAUGACUUUGUUCCUCCAGGUUUUGCUGCUGAUCCACAAUGUGAUGGAGAAAUGCCCUCUACAUCUAAACAGCAACCCACAGGGAAGAGUUCCUCUGGAAAAACUCAUAAGCCAAAGAAUUAUCACUGCGAUCAAUGUGGGAAGAGUUUUAGAUCGCCGUCUACACUGACGAUUCACCUGAGGGCGCACACUGGCGAGAAACCGUUCCAGUGCAACCAGUGUGACAAGCGUUUCGGUACAAAGUAUUAUCUGUUGCGUCAUAUGAUAAAACACACUGACGAAACAGACAACGUAGAGAGACCAUAUCAGUGUUCACACUGUCAGAAAUGUUUCUUUGAGUUAUAUCUCUGUAAAGCUCAUGAAAAAAUUCACACCGGAGAGAGGCCGUAUCAGUGUUCGCACUGUCAGAAAAGUUUCCGAACUAGGAUGAACUUGAAAAACCAUGAGAAAAUUCACACCGGAGAGAUUAAGUGUUCGUACUGUAACAAAUGUUUUGGUACUAAGGCGCACAUGAAAACCCACGAGAGAAUUCACACUGGAGAGAAACCGUAUCAGUGUUCGCACUGUCAGAAAUGUUUCCAUGAUAAGUCAAACUUGUGUCAACAUGAGAGAAAUCACACCAGGGAUAAACCGUAUCAGUGUACUUUGAAUGCCUCGAAAACCCACAAGACAAUUCACGCCAAGGAAUUCCACAAGGAAAUUAACACUGACGUAUUAAACGCCAGAUAUCAGCGACAGACAUUUCAGUGUUCGCACUGUCCGAAAAUUCUCAUUAGUAAGUCUUCUUUGAAAGAACACGAGUGGAUGCACACCGGAGAGCGUCCGUAUCAGUGUUCACACUGUGACAAACGUUUCCGAAAUACGUCACACCGGAAAAGACACGAGAGAGUUCACACCGGAGAGAAACCGUACUUGUGUCCCGACUGCGGCAAGAGCUUCAUGAGAUGCCUUUCUUUCAGAAUUCACCAGAGAGUCCAUACAGGGGAAAGACCGUAUAAAUGUAGUUAUUGUGGGAAGGGUUUUGUUAAGUCGAGUGAUUUGAAAAUUCACCAAAGAACGCAUACAGGAGAAAAAACGUAUAAAUGUUCACACUGCGACAAGUGUUUCCCCCGACCAGAGACCCUGCGGAAUCAUGAGCGACGUCACACAGGGGAAAAACCGUACCACUGCUCCAUCUGCAGCGAGAGAUUCAGUUUUCGAUGGCUUUUGAUUACACACAAGAAGAAACACGCCGUCUCAGAAUCCUCGUAGAUCAAUUUUGUAAUUACAUUAAUGUUGUGUAUAUAAAAAUACCAAUCUGCAUUGCUACAUGGCUCUGUAAUGUGAACUGUAACGAGUGAACUGUUAUUUACUGUGAUGUUCUGAUCAGUGUGUGUUUUUGAAUCAAAGACUUGAUAUUUACA